AUGGCUAGCAUCACCACCGCCCCCCCAAUCACCCUUGGGCCCCUGGACCAAAUCGCGCCUCGCAUCUACGUCCGAUCGGUCUUCGUCUUUGACGUGGACAGCAGCUUCGACAUCAACAAGGCCCUAUGCCACAUCGCCAUCCGCCUCCAGCUCUCUCUCAUGCGGUGGCCCUUCCUGGCCGGUCAGAUUCGGCCUGCCGCCAACCCGACCCAGCUGAACCAGCUCGAGCUCUCCUACGACCUCGAUGAAAACCAGAGCGACCCCCUCCAGAGACCCGACCUCUUUGCCUACGAGUUCUGCCGAGGUCUCUGGGGCUUUAACUACGGGGAGCUCAAGGAGCUAGACAUGCCCCCCUCCGCCAUGGACAAGGACAUCCUCUCGCUUUCACCCGACCACCCCAAGCCCGGGGAAUCGUGUCCUCCCAUCACACUCAAAGUUACUAGAGUUGACAGAGGCGGGCUGAUCCUUUGCUUCUCAACCCAUCAUGCCAUAUUCGACGGUGGAUUCAUCAAGACAUUUCUGGAGUUCUUUGGAAACGGCUGGAUGGAUGUCCCCGGCAUCUUUCUCGGGGAGCUUGCAAACCCAGCCAGCAUGGAGCAGCACAAGGGAACCAACAUUAAGGGCACGGUCUUCCCUGAGUACAACUUCACAAAGGAAACAGACCUCGUUCCUGGCAUGAACAGGCUCACUGUAGCCCAGGUGGCCAAGGCCCCUGAAGCAGUCUGUCUUCUCUACAAGAUUCAGAACUUAACCCUCAGAACUCUCCAUGAACAGGCUCUCACAAAGCUCCGCCUUCAGUAUGGCCCAGACGCCUUUGUCUCCGUGGUCGACACCCUCUCCGCCCUCGUCUGGGUCCACACCACCCGAGCGCGCCUCGAACACCUUGCCUUGGACGACAAGACCUCCUUUACCACAGCAGCAGACGCCCGUCUCCGUCUGUCCCCGGCAUUCUCGGCCGGCUCAUGGGGCAAUGUGUACACUCAAACAAGCGCCAGCACCACCGUGGCAGACCUCAUCCAGUACCAGGACACCAUGGACGCAGACUCCACACCCGCCAUCAUUGCCGCCGCCUGGCUCAUCCGGCAGGCCGUCAACCAGGUGUCCGCGCCGGGCUACAUCCCAUCGCGUAUCGCCCUCGCCGCCUCCCUCGCCGACCCGACCGCUGAGGGCGUCGCCUUCCGCCGAGCCCUGAAGCCCGACCACGCUGGCCUGGGCUGCAGUGUCUGGACGCACAUGGGCGCCGACGUCGACUUUCGCAUCCCUGGUACCGCGGGGAAGGCGGACUACGUCCGCAAGACGUGGUCGGCCAACGAAGGCAGCAUGAACAUUAUGCAGCGCCGCGGCAUCAGCAAGGGCGAUGCGCCCUGGGAGGUGCUCCUGGCCCUCCGAGAGGACGACAUGGAGCGAAUGUGCGCCCCGACCGAGCUUGGCCGCUGGGCCGUCUCGUGGUAUGGUUGA
This is a messenger RNA of Colletotrichum destructivum, 1458 nucleotides long. Its product is annotated as Putative chloramphenicol acetyltransferase-like domain superfamily. The coding region runs from base 1 to 1458 and encodes 485 amino acids. The record is from RefSeq and is a predicted model, not a curated record. Lineage: Eukaryota; Fungi; Ascomycota; Sordariomycetes; Glomerellales; Glomerellaceae. The transcript is spliced from 2 exons. Gene Ontology annotation, molecular function: acyltransferase activity, transferring groups other than amino-acyl groups.